AUGGACUUCAAAUCCCUCAUGUCCGCACAAAUAGCCAAAUCCAAACCUCCGGCCUCUUCAUCAUCAUCAUUCAUAAAAGACAGCAGCAGUGCUACAACAGCAUCCGCACCCUCCUCAAAAUACCAGCGUCGCGCCGACGCCGAACGCGAACGCCAAGCCGCCUACAAAGCCGAACAAGACCGCCUUGAACGCGAACGCCUCGAGCGCGCGGCCAAGAAGCGCAAGCUCGAGGAAGAAGAGGCUGAACGGUACGCUGUGCGCGAGGAGAAGAAAAGGAGACUUGCGGAGGAGAGUCGGUUGCGCAGAGAGGAGGAAGAGAAUGAGGAGGAAAGGGCGAGGAGGAAGAGGUUAGGGUUGCCGGAACUACGGAUUGACGGUGACGAAGUAGAAAGGGAAGAGGAGGUUGAGAUUGAGGAUGAAGAGUUGAAGGGGAAGUUGAGGGAGUUUGGGGUGAGGGAGGAGGUGGAAGAGGGAGAGACGCAUGAGGCGAGACUGGCGAGGUAUUACAGAGUGAAGAGGAGGAGGGCGAGGGAGAAGAAAUGGUUUUCUGGGCCGAUUCCAACUACGAUUGAGCCUUUGCCUGCGGACGAGUUGAUAUUGCCUGAGAAGGCGCCGAGUGUGGAGGAUAGCGAGGCUUAUAUCAAGGUGCAUAGGCAGAUAUCGAGUUAUCUCAACUUUGUCCUGACGGAAUGGGGUGCUGCGCUUCGAGGACGGAAUGAAGAGGAUGCUCAGAGCAGUGCAGGAGUUACGGCAAGCAAUAAUUACAAGAUCGCAUUGGAAGAUCUGAAGCCUUUGAUGAGAAGACUUGAAGCUGGAUAUCAUUCUCCGCCGACUACCAUACCCUCCAACGGCGCAGGCAGACCAAUAGCAUCUUUGAGGAAGGAUAACAAAGAAACGCCAUCGAAUGUCUAUCAACCACUCCCUCACAAGGCCCUCCUCGUCCCUCUCAUCGAAAUCCUGCACCUUACACAAAAACGCCACUACAGAGACGCAGUCGAUUCCUACCUUCGCCUCAGUAUUGGCAAAGCAGCCUGGCCCAUUGGCGUGACCAUGGUAGGCAUUCAUGAACGUUCAGCACGUGAGAAAUUGCAUGAGGACGGGAAAGGAAAAGAUGAUGUGGCGCAGAUCAUGAGUGAUGAGACGACAAGGAAGUGGCUGCAGAGUCUGAAGAGGCUGGUUUGGGAUUUGGGCCAGUUGAUGGGAUAA
Molecule: messenger RNA, 1206 nt
Organism: Lithohypha guttulata
Lineage: Eukaryota; Fungi; Ascomycota; Eurotiomycetes; Chaetothyriales; Trichomeriaceae
Exons: 2
Coding region: 1-1206 (401 amino acids)
Biological process (GO): generation of catalytic spliceosome for second transesterification step; RNA splicing
Cellular component (GO): U4/U6 x U5 tri-snRNP complex; U5 snRNP; U2-type post-spliceosomal complex
Source: RefSeq, a predicted model, not a curated record